Messenger RNA from Talaromyces marneffei, 1683 nucleotides. RefSeq lists its product as uncharacterized. The record is from RefSeq and is a predicted model, not a curated record. Lineage: Eukaryota; Fungi; Ascomycota; Eurotiomycetes; Eurotiales; Trichocomaceae. Gene Ontology annotation, cellular component: mitochondrial inner membrane. The coding region runs from base 1 to 1683 and encodes 560 amino acids. The transcript has 3 exons. Gene Ontology annotation, biological process: intracellular monoatomic cation homeostasis. Gene Ontology annotation, molecular function: ribosome binding.
AUGAGAACCGCAAGGCUCUCCAAUGCGGUCUCGACGAGGCGUGUAUAUGGUAUCUCACCGGGAAAUUUCCCCAGUAUCCUCGCAGCACGAUCUCUCGCACAAGCCCAACGCAACCGACGAGCAUUUCCCACGCACUUGAACGCAUUGGCUGUCUUGAUCCCCAAUCAACGCACGUAUGCUACUGAGACUUCCGCAUCUUCUAGUCACAGCUCCGGAGGCACACCAUUACCGCCUCCGGGCUUCGAUGCCAACCAGGCUAGGCAGCCGCUCUCUUCUUCGACGGCGGAAUCGCGGACGGCAGCGGAUCAAGGAGCAGUGACCAAAAAUGUUGCUGGAAGUAAGACGACGAUGUCGGGGGAACCCCAACCGAAAGCUACAUCACCAGAGACUGUUGUUACUGACAGUAAGAAGUUGACGGUGGAGCCGGAGAAGCGAGCCGUGGAGAAAAAGGAGGAGAAGAAGAUGACCCUUGGACAGAAGAUCAAGCAUGAGAUUCAGCAUUAUUGGGAUGGAACAAAGUUGCUUGCCACCGAAGUACGCAUCAGUGUCAAAUUGGCGAUGAAGAUGGCUGCAGGGUAUGAGUUGAGUCGUCGUGAGAACAGACAGUUACAACGUACAGUCAAGGAUUUAGCACGUUUGGUGCCAUUCUCCGUAUUUGUGAUCGUCCCCUUUGCUGAACUGUUACUUCCUAUUGCUCUCCGGAUCUUCCCCAACAUGCUUCCUAGCACUUACGAAGGACAAAAGUCGCGAGACAAGAAGGCGGAAACUCUUCGGGGUACCCGAAAGGAGGUUUCUGCCUUCCUGAAGGACACUUUGAAGGAGACCGGUCUACCAUUGAGUGCGGAAACCGCAAAGAAGGAAGAAUUCACCGAAUUCUUCAAGAAACUCCGUUCAACUGGUGAAUCACCAUCCGAUGCAGAUGUUAUCAAAGUGAUUAAGAUUUUCAAGGAUGACUUGACAUUGGAUAACUUGUCUCGGCCACAAUUGGUCGGUAUGUGCAAAUAUAUGAAUCUGAACUCAUUCGGUACAGAUGCUAUGUUGCGAUACACUAUUCGUCACCGAAUGCGCCAGAUUAAGCGAGAUGACCGAGCAAUUUCAUAUGAGGGCGUGGAUUCUCUCUCAGUGCCCGAGUUGCAGAUAGCUUGCGCGUCGCGCGGUCUGCGUACACAUGGUGUAUCCCCCGGACGUCUCCGAGACGAUCUCUCCAUGUGGCUAGACCUCCGUCUCAAGCAAGGCGUCCCCUCAACCAUGCUCGUUUUGAGUAACGCAUACCAAUACGCCACUCAAUCCAAGGACCCAGAACUAUCCUCUCAAAUCGACGCCCUCCGCUCUGUGUUGUCUAGUAUCCCUGAAGAACUCUUCCAUGAAAUCGAGCUUGAAGUCCACAACGCCGAGGGCGCAGCUACCAACCGACAACGUCUCGAAGUCAUCAAGGAGCAACAAGAAUUGAUUGAAGAAGAAAACACUCAAAACACAGAGCAAGAAGGCAAAGGCGUCGCGGCACCAAAGGAUACGGAGAAUAUCGAUGAUAAGGAAGAUCAUCCGAAGAUCGAGGCGUCGGAUGCGACUACACAGCAGGCUGCUGAGGCCAAUGAAGCUGAGGCCGACCAGGCCAACGCUGAAAGACAGGAUACUCAAGCAGAGAAGAAGGAUGCUGCGACGUCUGCUGAGAAGAAGGAUUAA